GACUUCAACUCCGACGAAACCAGUUCCAUUCACUUUCAGGACUAAUAUUUCUUCGAGGACCGAUAGGGUGACCCUCGGACAGACCCUCUCACCGAAAGCGGACAAGUCGGCCAAUAUUGAGGAACCCCCUGUGGUAUAUACAGGCUGUACCUUGAUAUUUCAUGCAGCUUUAUCUCUUGACAGUGAGAGCUGCAAAAGUGGAGUUAAAGCAUCUCCAGGGUUUAACAGUGGAUGCGUCAGACCUCAGUAAGGAUCACGAACUGCAGACUGCUCCACUCAUUACGAGAGAAGCGUAUAUCACUGCUGGAUACAAGAAGCAUUCCACACAGUACGGAGUGAUGGGUCAGGUUUUGUCAAUACAUUCGAAAUCAAGCGCCUACGUCCCUGUAGAUCCUAGACUUUAUCUCAACACGAAUACACCUUUUUCUGCUGUAGUUUGUGGAGUACAAGGCUCAGGAAAAUCACAUACAGUUUCAGUCCUCCUUGAAAACAUGCUCAUUCCGAAACUCCAGGAAAUAGGUUCCCUUCAGCAGCCCCUAGCAGGACUCGUGCUCCACUUCGGAGAUGGUGGUGUCGGUUCCCUUCCAAGUGAGGCUGCAUGGGUCGGUGUCCCAUCAAUGGAGGGUGUAAAUACACCGAAAGUGCGAGUCUUCGUGUCAAAGUCUUCUCUCAAUACUAUGAAGGGGGUUUAUGCCCCUCUCGGAAAGAACGUCGAAGUAAUUCCCUUGCUCUUCAACGAGGCAGAGUUGGAUGCACAGGCUUUUCUAUCUAUGAUGGCUGUCGGGUCGUCAGAUUCAGCGCCACUCUACAUCCAGAUCGUUCUCAGCAUUCUCCGAGAUUUGGGAGAGACAUUCUCGUACAAACGAUUCACGGAGCGACUCGAAGAAGAGAAAAAAACCUUCAACCCCGCGCAAAUUUCUGGCCUUGAGCAGCGCCUAACUCUCCUGAACUCGUUCAUGGAGCACAAUCGUCCAGUACCAGCCGCUUUUGGUUCAAAGACGUACGCCAAUACCAGUGGGCCCAGAUCAAAUGCUACUGCUCCCAAAUCGGCACGGUGUCGUUUCGCUGCGGGACAAUUGACCAUCGUUGAUUUAUCAGAUCCAUUCAUUGACCCAGGCUCUGCGUGCGGCUUGUUCGAGAUUGUCACGAGACUAUUCGUGAGGGCUGAGGUUGAGACUGGAAAGGUUCUUGUUGUCGAUGAAGCCCACAAGUACUUGUCCUCGCACAGAGGUGUUUCAGGGCUAACAAAAGCCCUGUUGACCCUCACGAGAGAACAGAGACAUUUGGGGAUGCGUGUCAUCAUUUCUACUCAAGAACCAACUGUCGUUCCACCUGUUCUAUUAGACUUAUGCACUGUUGCUAUCAUGCAUCGAUUCUCUUCUCCUGCAUGGUGGGACCACCUUGCACGUCACGUCUCUGCUGACGUGUCUAUAGACGAAGCAUUUGACACGGUUGUUAAGCUCCAGACUGGCCAGGCAAUUGUUCUUGCACCAUCGGGGCUUGGCGUGUUCCCCCAGGAUGCAGAAAUUCCUCGCUCAGGGAGAAUUGAAGGAGUUACUCCAACUGUCUUGAAGAUGAGCCGAUUUGGAAGACGUCACAUCAUCAUGAAGACACGCGCUCGCGUCACAAAAGAUGGAGGCGCGUCGGUUCUUGUUGUUCCUAGUCAAGAAGAGAGCGAGGAGUCCGAGAGUGAAGAGGAGACGUCUGAGUCCGAGGAAUCUGAGGAUGAAGAGUCUGAAUGAGUUAAUUAUAUACCUCACCUAUUGAUUAUUACUAGACACAGCUGCGUGCUGAUUCUUUAAAGUACUUACUUGCAUCUACGGCGUAUUUUAUGAACGGAU
Suillus clintonianus is the source of this 1841-nucleotide messenger RNA. RefSeq lists its product as uncharacterized. The transcript is spliced from 10 exons. Lineage: Eukaryota; Fungi; Basidiomycota; Agaricomycetes; Boletales; Suillaceae. The record is from RefSeq and is a predicted model, not a curated record. The coding region runs from base 162 to 1742 and encodes 526 amino acids.